CGAAACUGGCAAAACUUGAGCAGGCGGGUUCGCCACAAUCAAGAACGCGGAUUCGCCACAAAAAAGGCAGGGUUGCCAUAAUUCAAAAGUUUAUGUAAGGUUAUUUUGAGUGGGUGAAACUUGUUUAUUGGUAGCAUUAUCGUCACCUUCACAAAAUAUAACAAACGAUACAUGGAAUAAAAAUAAAUAAACACAACAAAUUAACAAAUAGAUUCUUCCAGAAAGAUGAAUGAUGCUUGAUUAGUGAAAAAAAAAAAUUAAUUACAUGAAACAAAUUUAUAAAAAGAAAUGUGCAUAUUCAAACAGGGCUGGGAUGGAAUAUCGCAUCAAAUCGUUCAUAACUACGAUUGAGUCGUCCCAUUUGCCCGUUGCAUGGGCGAAAUGGAAGCGAGAUCUAGAGGCUUAUUUCGACGCCGGAAACAUUGAGUCACAGGCUGACAAGAGAUCUAAACUUUUGUAUUUGGGAGGAUCCGAUCUGCGGGAAAUUUACGAUAAUCUACCAGAAACGGAGAAGGUUUCAUAUGUCCUAAAUGAUCCCCCAUGCUACGACGCCGCUAUUGCUAAGCUUGAUGCACAUUUUGAGCCGUUUCUUCGCCGUAUAUACGAGCGUCACCAAUUCAAACAAAUUUCUCGAAAAUCGCCUGAGCGUUUUUCCGAUUUUGUUCUACGGCUAAGAACCCAAAUUAAACGUUGCGAGUAUGAAAAAGCAGAUGAAAUGAUCUUGGAUCAAAUUGUUGAAAAGUGUGCGUCCAAUAAACUACGUGAGAAAAUGUUGAAGAAAGACAUGCGCCUUGAGGAAGUUGAAGCUCUCGGCACAAGUCUAGAGGAGAGUAAAAAGAAGCUUAAAGAUUUUAGUGUUACGACAACCGUUGAAAAGAUUAACAAAAUAUGGAAACAACCUGUGAAGCAAGAUCGUGGAUGGAACCAAACACCACAACGGAUUUUUCGAAGUAGCUCUGCGAGAGGACGGCCAAACUCUGUAUAUACCAGAAGACCAGGCACAGGACGAUCUGAACCAGUAUGUUUCUCGUGUGGAAGACGUGGACAUACGAUGGGAGCAGAAUUUUGCCUGGCCAAGCACGCAGCUUGUUUGCAGUGUAAAAACAUUGGACAUUUUGCAAGACAGUGCCGUAAGCGCCCUAAUCAGGACCGCCAAUCAACAGUCGCACCGAAGCGUAUCCGAACUGUGCAAGGAGAAUCAGUACAAGAGACAACAAACGAAGAAAACCAAAAUGAAGGAUAUAUUUUCUACGCCAUGGGAAAUAAUACAUUUAGAUUCACUGUGGGUGGGGUGAACAUACCCAUGGUAAUAGAUUCCGGAGCCGCAGCGAAUGUCAUAAGUCAAUCAGCAUGGGAGGAGAUGAAGAGAAAAGGUGUUGCUGUUCAGGAUAUGACUACUAUAGUAGAUAAAACACUUAUUGGUUAUGGCACGAAUACGCCAAUGAAGAUCACAGGAAGCUUCACAGUUACGGUACAAGUAGGAGGCCAACAAACCGAUGCAAAAUUUUAUGUAGCUAAAAGUGGCCAGCAGUGCUUGUUAGGAGAUGAUACUGCUAAAGCACUUCACGUCCUUAAAGUUGGGUUCGGAAUAGGGCGCGUGGAAGAAUCAUCGAUGGAGUUUCCUAAAAUCAAGGGAGUAACCAUUGAAAUACCCAUUGAUCACAGUAUUCAACCUGUGCAUCAAGCCUACAGAAGAGUACCUUAUGCGCUCUAG
Wyeomyia smithii (pitcher-plant mosquito) is the source of this 1714-nucleotide messenger RNA. RefSeq lists its product as uncharacterized. The coding region runs from base 266 to 1714 and encodes 482 amino acids. NCBI's taxonomy places the organism in Eukaryota, Metazoa, Arthropoda, Insecta, Diptera, Culicidae. Gene Ontology annotation, biological process: proteolysis. The record is from RefSeq and is a predicted model, not a curated record. The transcript has 2 exons. Gene Ontology annotation, molecular function: nucleic acid binding; aspartic-type endopeptidase activity; zinc ion binding.